Messenger RNA from Macadamia integrifolia, 669 nucleotides. RefSeq names its product zinc finger protein VAR3, chloroplastic-like. NCBI's taxonomy places the organism in Eukaryota, Viridiplantae, Streptophyta, Magnoliopsida, Proteales, Proteaceae. Gene Ontology annotation, molecular function: mRNA binding. Gene Ontology annotation, cellular component: cytoplasm. The record is from RefSeq and is a predicted model, not a curated record.
UCAAACACAAGAAGGCUCGAAAAAGGUCAAUUCCUUUUUCUAAUUUGUGAACUGACAUGCGUGUCAUUUCUCCUUCCAGCCCUAAAUUUCAUAUCUUCCGCACACUUAGAAGACGUUGCAGUAAGUAAGCCUUGGGUUCUGCUUCUAACAGAUAGUUGAGAAGGUCUCUGGUUCUUUAAUGGCAGUUUAGCUUAAGAAGUUUCUUACAACCAUGAACAUGGCCGCCGCCGCUUCAAGGCGCUUACUUCUUGGGACUUCCUUUUUUCGAAUUCACAGACAUGUCCCUGCAACUGCAACCUCUAUCUUCCGCACCCUACUCAAAACCCCUUCUUCUCACAGCCCUUCCACUUUUUUCCCUCUCCGGUUCACAAAAGCUUCAUCUUCGACAAGGCUGCACUUCCACGGCUAUAGCUCUUCUGCUGCCCUAGAUAACUCAAUUGACAGCACCGAAGCUCCCGAUUCUCACCCCUGGCCUGAGUGGGUCAUCUUCAUUGAUCGCUUGAAGAGUAAAGGAUAUUUCGAUGAUGGGGUUUCUUCUCCUGUGGAGAACGGUGAGGGCGAUGGUGAUAACAGUACUUCUGCCAAUUUGGGUGGUCACAAAUACAAAGACUUGAAUCUCUUGAAGAAUGCUUGCCUCAGUUUUGCGCGGGAACGGUUCGACAUUUUCAA